AUGGGACAAGUCGGGCGGUAUAGGGAGGGAGGUGGGGAUGUGGCGAGAUUGUCUUGUACACGUAUGUAUGUAUUUGGCGCUGGUUUAAUUGGCAGGGAACUGCUUAACGUGUCACCUAACGACGGUAGACCUGUCAAACAACCAUACAUUGUUUAUUACAGGUGGAGGAUGUUGGUGCUAUUCGAGACACCUGCAGGAUAUGCUUUAUUCAAGUUGUUGGACGAAAAGAAGUUGGAAAAUGUGGGUAAUAUUUGGGAUGAGUGUUCAACACCGGAAAAGACGCAGAAAAUGUUGCAAUUGAUUUCUUUCAAAAAGUUCAAAGAUACUGCAGAAGCAGUAGAAAAUGUCACUCGUUUGGCAGAAGGAAAGUUAACUAAGACACUGAAGAAAACUCUGAAGGGAAAAUUACAGAAGGGUGAAAAACUUGCUGUUGGUGAGGUGAAACUAGGAAAUAUGAUCAAAGAAAAAUUCGAUGUAUCAUGUAUUUAUAAUACAGCGACUCAGGAACUUAUGCGUAGUAUUCGAGCAAACUUGGACAGUUUGCUAAAUGAGCACAAACAAAAGUUACAAUCUAUGAAUCUCGCCGUGGCUCAUUCGUUGGGUCGAUAUAAAGUCAAAUUUAAUCCUGAAAAAAUUGACACGAUGAUUGUGCAAGCAGUUUCAUUACUGGAUGACCUCGACAAAGAAAUUAACAAUUAUGUCAUGAGAUGUCGCGAGUGGUAUGGUUGGCAUUUUCCAGAAUUGAGUAAAAUAAUUCAAGACCACCAGGCUUAUACAAAGACUGUGAGAGCUAUGGGAAUAAGAUCAAAUGCUGCAAAUUGUAAUUUAUCAGAUAUAUUGUCACCAGAGCUGGAAGCGCGAGUUAAAGAAGAAGCAGAAAUCAGUAUGGGAACUGAUAUAUCUGAUUCAGAUACGUUGCACAUAAGUGGAUUAUGUGAUCAGAUUAUUGAAUUGACAAAAUACCGUUCCGAGCUGGCAGAUUAUUUGAAGAAUCGAAUGAUGGUGCUUGCACCGAAUCUUACUAUUUUACUUGGUGAACUAGUUGGUGCUAGGUUAAUUUCUCAUGCAGGCUCACUGGUGAGCCUUGCGAAAUACCCAGCAUCUACAGUACAGAUACUAGGAGCGGAAAAAGCACUCUUUCGAGCGCUUAAAACGAAACGAGAUACUCCUAAAUACGGCCUCAUUUACCACGCUCAACUUAUUGGUCAAGCCAGUACAAAAAUCAAAGGAAAGGUAAC
Molecule: messenger RNA, 1238 nt
Organism: Loa loa (African eye worm)
Lineage: Eukaryota; Metazoa; Nematoda; Chromadorea; Rhabditida; Onchocercidae
Product: NOP5/NOP58 protein
Exons: 8
Cellular component (GO): small-subunit processome; box C/D methylation guide snoRNP complex
Molecular function (GO): snoRNA binding
Source: RefSeq, a predicted model, not a curated record